Molecule: messenger RNA, 1617 nt
Organism: Corvus hawaiiensis (hawaiian crow)
Lineage: Eukaryota; Metazoa; Chordata; Aves; Passeriformes; Corvidae
Gene: BCKDHA
Product: branched chain keto acid dehydrogenase E1 subunit alpha
Exons: 9
Coding region: 36-1313 (425 amino acids)
Biological process (GO): branched-chain amino acid catabolic process
Molecular function (GO): oxidoreductase activity, acting on the aldehyde or oxo group of donors, disulfide as acceptor
Source: RefSeq, a predicted model, not a curated record
GUUCGCCCCGCUGUUUGGCCACGCCCCCGGCGAAGAUGGCGGCGCUGCGGGCGCUGCGGUGGCGGCGGCGGCUCCCGGGGCUCGUCCCGCGGCGGCUCCUGGGGACGGCCGAAUCCCCCGAGGAGCGGCCGCAGUUCCCGGGGGCCUCGGCGGAGUUUGCGGAGCGCCUGGAGUUCAUCCAGCCCAACGUCCUGGCCGGGAUCCCGGUGUACCGGGUCAUGGACCGGCAGGGACACGUCCUGCGGCCCAGCGAGGACCCUCAGCUGCCCAAGGAGCAGGUGCUGAAGCUCUACAAGACGAUGACGCUGCUCAACACCAUGGACCGGAUCCUCUACGAGUCCCAGCGUCAGGGCCGCAUCUCCUUCUACAUGACCAACUACGGCGAGGAGGGCACGCACGUGGGCAGCGCCGCCGCGCUCGAAGCCUCCGACCUCGUCUUCGGGCAGUACCGCGAGGCAGGUGUGCUGCUGUACCGCGGGUACCCCCUGGAGCUGUUCAUGGCCCAGUGCUACGGCAACGCCAGCGACCCCGGCAAGGGCCGGCAGAUGCCGGUGCACUACGGCUGCCCCGAGCGCCACUUUGUCACCAUCUCGUCCCCCCUGGCCACGCAGAUCCCGCAAGCUGUGGGAGCCGCCUACGCCAUCAAGCGCGCGGACGCCAGCCGGGCCGUGGUCUGCUAUUUCGGGGAGGGGGCCGCGAGCGAGGGCGAUGCCCACGCCGGCUUCAACUUCGCCGCCACCCUGGAGUGUCCCAUCGUCUUCUUCUGCCGCAACAACGGCUACGCCAUCUCCACCCCCACCUCCGAGCAGUACCGGGGCGACGGCAUCGCGGCGCGCGGACCCGGCUACGGGCUGCUGUCCAUCCGGGUGGACGGCAACGACGUCUUCGCCGUGUACAACGCCACGCGGGAGGCGCGGCGCCGCGCCGUGGCCGAGAACCAGCCCUUCCUCAUCGAGGCCAUGACCUACCGGAUCGGGCACCACAGCACCAGCGACGACAGCUCCGCGUACAGAUCCGUGGAUGAGGUGAAUUACUGGGACAAGCAGGACCACCCCAUCUCGCGCCUGCGGCACUACAUGGCCAACCGCGGCUGGUGGGACGAGGAGGAGGAGAAGGGCUGGAGGAAGAGCUCCAGGAAAAUGGUGCUGGAGGCGUUCGAGCAGGCGGAGCGGGAGCCGAAGCCGCCGCCUCACCUGCUCUUCUCCGACGUCUACCUGGAGAUGCCCCCGCGGCUGCGCCGGCAGUGCGCGGAGCUGGAGCGGCACCUGGAGACCUACGGGGAGCACUACCCGCUCCAGCAGUUCCAGAAGUGAUCCCGGCAUUCCCGGGAAUUCCCUGGAAUUCCCUCAGUGCCCCCGGAAUUCCCUGAGCACCCCCAGAUCUGCUGGGAAAGCCCCCAAAUGCACCCUUUUCCCCCCAGAGCCGCUCUGAUCCUGACCCCAAAAUCCACCUGGAGACACCCCCCCCCCCUGCCCAGGGAGCCUUUCCCACUCCAGCGGUUCCAGAAGCGAUCCCAGGAAUUCCUGGGAAUUCCCUGGAAUUCCGUCAGCACCCUCAGAAUUCCCUGAGCACCCCCAGAUCCACCCUGACCCCCCAAUAAAUUAUUUGGGAGAGGAA